Molecule: messenger RNA, 6104 nt
Organism: Homo sapiens (human)
Lineage: Eukaryota; Metazoa; Chordata; Mammalia; Primates; Hominidae
Gene: OR10A6
Product: olfactory receptor family 10 subfamily A member 6 (gene/pseudogene)
Exons: 4
Coding region: 2034-2978 (314 amino acids)
Biological process (GO): G protein-coupled receptor signaling pathway
Cellular component (GO): plasma membrane; membrane
Molecular function (GO): olfactory receptor activity; G protein-coupled receptor activity
Source: RefSeq, marked validated
AAUAGGUGGCUUUUGACUACAGGUGAAUCUUCUGAUAAAGUAGUAUGAAAAUUAAAGAGACAGAGUCAACAGAGAAAGGUUCGGGCAAUAAGUAGAAGUGCUGAAGCCUUGGGGAGGAAGUGAUCUGCGUAAGUAUUACUUGUCAGUGAUCUAUCCAAGACACCAUGAAGAUCUUCUAAGGUCUGCACUCAAGACAGCACUGUAUGCCUUCAACUUGCUGUGUCCAUCUGUCUUCCUGGCUUCCUCAUCUCUCACAGUGAAUUUCUUUUGGUUUUCAAAACAUCACACAAAAGGCAGUAGGCUUCCAUUCUAGUUUUAUGGUGUCACCAAGUGCCUCCUGACUUGAGCAAGUCAGUUUUCCUCCUCCUGCCAUCCUCCUCCGACCUAAUGGCCUUCCAUUCAUGACAUCCUGUGAUUGUGUUUGUUCAUCCUCCACCCCCUUCAAAUGUCAUCAUUCCCUUACUUAAAUUUCUACAGCACGUGUUAUUAAUUUCCAAUUGUGUUGUGUGCUGACUUCUCUUAGGCACUCUAUUCCUUAAAAAUAGAGUCUAGGUUUUUCUUAUUUUAAAAUUCAUUUAUUCAAAAAUGUUGGUUUAAAACCUAUUAUGAGCCAGGGAGGGUUGUAGUGUAGGCAGUGUGUGUAGAGCAAAGAAGCAAACAAAAUCUUUGCCCUCUGGGAGCUAAGCUCUAGUGAGGGAUUUUAUAUAUAUAUAUAUAUAUAUAUAUAUACAUACACAUACACAUACCUUACUAGAGCUUAUAUAUAUAUAAUAUAUAUAAAAUAUUAAUCUGUUUAUAUUUAUAUAAAUAUUUAAAAUAUAUUUUACACAUAUUUCUUAAAAAAAGGAUAGAGGAUAUAUUAUAUUCUAUGCCAUAUAAUGUUAUAAAAUCAAUGAACUGAAUCACUCAGUUGUGUAUAUAUAUGUGUGCAUGUGUGUGUAUAUAUAUAUAUAUAUAUAUAUAUAUAUAUAUGUACACAUAGAAAGAGAGAGAGAAAGAAAGAGAAAGUCCUGGGGUAUGCGGUACGGGGAGGUACUAGUUUAUGCAGCAUACUGGUUAAGGGGUUAGAAGCUAUUUUAUGUAGUGUGCUUAGCUCUCUGUUGAGCUCUGGAUUCAUGUGUAUUCCUAAGGGUGCAGAGCCUAGAAAAUGGUAGCUGGUUAAUCAGUGCUUGUUGAAUAAUUAAUGAUUAAAUGAAUUUUUUGAUGACGAGUAUAGUGGGAAGAGAGAAGAGAGAAAAGGAGAGAGAGAGUGAAAUCUUUUAAAUUACACAAUGAUCCCCCAAAUGGUUUUUUUCUUAAGUCAUCAUGGUCAGAAGGAUAGACCUUGGAGAUCUGGCCCCAAAAACUUCACAUCCAGGUAAAUCCCAAUAUAAUUGGCCAGAUCCAGGAUGGGCAGAAAUCUGCAAGCUUGAAGCCAAUUCACAUAGUCUAUAGGUCACCUAAUAUGGUUGUGUUGAAAAUUCAAAUCCCCUCUAUGUUUCUACAGAAUGUUGUUUUCUUUCUCCAAGUCAUAUAUAGGUACUUUGAAUCUAAUUAAUAUUUUAAAUAAGUUUAUAUCAAAUAUGCUGUAACAUUGGAUUAUUAGGCUAUUAUCACAUUUGUUGAGAUAUCUUUUUCAAUCUAUCUGCUUUUUUAUAUUUUAUUUUUUGUAGUCUUAAGUUUUGCAUUUAUGUAAAAUUCAGUUAAAUAAAGAACACUUGCACCAAUGUUAUGGGAUUGGAACCUAAGGUAUAAAGUAUUUAUAUUUCCAUUAAGGCUAUGUUUAAUUUUCAAAUAAUAUCAAAUAAAUUUUGAUAUUAUUUGACAAGAUCUCUGAGCCAGAAUUCUUCAUUUCUAUUUUUUAUAUUUGGAAUAUAAUCCAAGUAUUUGGUCAUUGUCUAAAAUUGCCAAAGAAAAUUUCUGUCAGGAUAGGCUCCUCAUCUUCUGCCAGAAUUUCUGGGGUGAAUGCAGACUGGAACUCUUAGCUAAUGGACUGUGGCUUUAUUCUGUAUAUACUAUGUCCAUAAAAUCAAUGCACGACUUCAUUACUGAAAAUGGAAAGACAAAAUCAAAGCUGUGUGGUUGAAUUCAUCCUCUUGGGCUUUUCUAACUAUCCUGAGCUCCAGGGGCAGCUCUUUGUGGCUUUCCUGGUUAUUUAUCUGGUGACCCUGAUAGGAAAUGCCAUUAUUAUAGUCAUCGUCUCCCUAGACCAGAGCCUCCACGUUCCCAUGUACCUGUUUCUCCUGAACUUAUCUGUGGUGGACCUGAGUUUCAGUGCAGUUAUUAUGCCUGAAAUGCUGGUGGUCCUCUCUACUGAAAAAACUACAAUUUCUUUUGGGGGCUGUUUUGCACAGAUGUAUUUCAUCCUUCUUUUUGGUGGGGCUGAAUGUUUUCUUCUGGGAGCAAUGGCUUAUGACCGAUUUGCUGCAAUUUGCCAUCCUCUCAACUACCAAAUGAUUAUGAAUAAAGGAGUUUUUAUGAAAUUAAUUAUAUUUUCAUGGGCCUUAGGUUUUAUGUUAGGUACUGUUCAAACAUCAUGGGUAUCUAGUUUUCCCUUUUGUGGCCUUAAUGAAAUUAACCAUAUAUCUUGUGAAACCCCAGCAGUGUUAGAACUUGCAUGUGCAGACACGUUUUUGUUUGAAAUCUAUGCAUUCACAGGCACCUUUUUGAUUAUUUUGGUUCCUUUCUUGUUGAUACUCUUGUCUUACAUUCGAGUUCUGUUUGCCAUCCUGAAGAUGCCAUCAACCACUGGGAGACAAAAGGCCUUUUCCACCUGUGCCGCUCACCUCACAUCUGUGACCCUAUUCUAUGGCACAGCCAGUAUGACUUAUUUACAACCCAAAUCUGGCUACUCACCGGAAACCAAGAAAGUGAUGUCAUUGUCUUACUCACUUCUGACACCACUGCUGAAUCUGCUUAUCUACAGUUUGCGAAAUAGUGAGAUGAAGAGGGCUUUGAUGAAAUUAUGGCGAAGGCGAGUGGUUUUACACACAAUCUGACUGUGUUGAGAAGCCAUGUAAGAUUUAGUCACUGCAUGACUGUAUUCAAUCUAAAUUUAAUAAAUUUAGAUUCAUUAAGUUUGCAUUUUUUGGCAUGAGUAUGACUAAUUUAUUGUGUUCUCCAAGUUUGAUUGUAUAUCAGGAGCAUCUUUAUAUGUUAAUGUUUUUAGUUUUUUCACCAGUGCAUAAUAUUCCUUAAUAUUGAAUAUAACACAAUUUCAACAAUUUGUUUAGUAGUAGCCCUACUGAUGGUUAUUUUUUUGUCACAAUAGAUAAUACUAAAACAACCAGUUUUUAUAUAUUCAUAAAUUCUGGUGCUUUAAUUUUUACAGAAUAGCUUUCACAAAGUAGGUUUGAAGGGUCAAAACAAAUGUGAGUUUGCAAGUUUUCAUAGAUAUUACUGAGUUACUUUUUUAAAUGAUUUUAACAACUUCAGACUGACCUGAGCACCCAUCCUAUCCCUCUACUAUGUUGUAUGCCAAGAAGCCUACAAUAACGAGAUGAGAUUUUCUGCUUCUGUAGUGAAAAUCUGUUCCAUACAUAAGUAGGAAAGAACAGUUAUUUAUUGAGAGGAACACAAUGUCUCUACUCAGGGACCCAGAGAGUCUAUAAUUCAAAACUAGAUAUCUUCUGGUUAUUUUAGAAUAUAUAUUCCUCCAGUGUUUUGAGUAGAGAACAUCAUGUGAUCAUUUUUGAAGGUCAUUUAAAGUACGGCUGUCCUUUCCACUUAUAAACUAUAUUUUUUGAAACUUGGUCAAAUUUCUUUCAUAAGGCAAAAAUGCACCUCAUACAGGCCAAACAAUGUAUGAUUGUGUUUUUUUGUUGUGGGACAUAAAUAUGAUUACCUCAUUGUGCCUAUUUUCUAUUAUCCUUGGGUCAUAUCAAUAUUUAUGUGCAUCUUUCCAACAUAAAAUAAUCACAUAAUAGUCUUUCUAGUUAUAUAUAAAGAUGAAUAAUUAGACACAUUGCAACAUUGAAAUAUAACAUUUCAUUCUUGCUUCCUAUUUUAAUAUUGCUAUAAUAAAUAGAAAGGGUUCUUCUCAUUAAAUCUAUAUCAAAGGAGUUGACAACACCCUUCAUUUCUGCUCUGGGGGUGGAGGUGGGGUAAUAAAGCGGUUAGAACACUUCUACAAAACAAUCAUUCAUUGGAUGGAAAACCCUUCUUUUCUUCACUACUCCUUCUGCCAAAAAUAAAGGUGAAGUUGCAAAUCUAUUUGAAUUUCAAAAAAAGAGAGAAAUUUCAUGAGAAGAAGGCUGGAACCUUGUGGGUAAUGAUGCAGGACUUUUCUUCUCAGUCACUUUGGAAGCUGGGGACCCCUGACCGGCAACAGCCCACCUGGCAUGCCCCAGCUCACCUCUGUUAUAGCUUGUACCUGCAUUCAGCAGUUCCCAAGCUUUUGUACCACACCCAAGAAGAAUGAGGAUAUGCUGGGCAUUGAAGGGUAAGGAUGGUGGAGAAGAAUUUUACUGAAGGACAGAACAACUGUCAGCAGAGAGGGGAUAUGGGGGGUGGUUCCCCUACUGGAAGGCAGGAAAGCCCCACCAUGGUGGCUGGGUCCAGGACCUUUUAGGGACUCAAAAUGGGAAGUACAUGCUGGUUUGUGAGGUAUGCAAAAAGGUUAAAGUGAAGACACCACUCAAAGGUGGGCAUGACAGUGUAGAAAAACCAAUUAGGAAAGGGUAGGUAUAUGUAAAAUAGGUGAAGAGCGGGGAACAAUCAGAGGAAAGUAUGUGAAAUGGGAAGAUAAGUUCUCAAUCCGGUCCCAGAGUUUAACUUGCAGUUUGGCUUUCAGGCUUUAAACUGUCUUUUGUUUAGAGGUGGGGUUUCACCAGGAACCCACCCCAUCUGCCUAGGCAUUUGGCUGCCUCCUGUCGCUAUCAGUGAUAUCUGAAUGUUGUAUAAUACUGUUUUCAUUUGGGCACCAAACAGCCCUCAGCAAAAGCCUUUGAUUGGAUCCCAUCUCUUGAUAUCCUGAAAUUUCCUUCUGAUAGCUUUUAAAAGAACCAAUUAAGUAAGACUUAUGUAAAACGAACAAAUCAGCAAAGAAACAAACAAAGGAAGCUAAAUACAGAAAGUCUUUUUAGCCAUUCUUUAGUUCAUUUUGUUCAUUGAUUCUGUAAACCAAUUUUUUUCUUAAAAAAAAUUCUUUAUAAAAAUGUCUUAAGAGAGCUAAAUCUAAUGAAAUAGUCUCUGCUCUUGAAGGAUUUACAGUGUACUGGUCAUUAGAUGCUGGAAGGUUACUAUAUUUGACGCUUUCCUCUUUCAUUGCCUUUGUGAUAAAUAAAGCCUGGAUUGGCAAGAUGUUCAUGAAAUUACAAUAAGAAAUUAGGUCACUCUAAUUCUAAAUUUGUAUGUGUGUGUGUAUAUGCGUGUGUGAAUCCAAGUAUGUGCUGGGAAUUUAUACAUUUGUGAUGUUAUGUGAGGAGAUAGAAAUAAUCGCUAGUAAAUUUAGUCAUAGUUUAAAAUUUUUAUGUUAUUCUGAUGAAUAGAAAUUGUUAGUAUGCUUCACACAUAAUAGCCUAAUCAUAUCAUUUCUGCAUACUAUUCUUCAUGGUGAUUUUUAGUUAUAGUCACCGUGGCUGCUACUGCUGCUAGUUUUCUAGUUUAUGCCCAUUCUCCUUUUUCUUUAAUAGAGAAAACCCCAUUUUUGUUCUUUAAGUAGAAAAAAAAAACAAGUUUCUUAAGGGCAGUAAUGUAUCCAGUUAAUAACCAAUUUCCCAGUUUCUCUUUUGAACAAGGGUGGUUUGUGACACAGUUCUGACUAGUGAUAUAUAGGUGGACAUCCUUGAGUAGGGUGUCUAUGAAAACUCUUUAAAAAUGUGACUUAGUUAAUAAGGACUUUUUGCUCUUCAACCUCCUCCUUCCUUCUACCUGAAACAAGCCAUGAGGCUAGAGAUAGUGCAGCUAUCUUGCAAUGAGAGUUAAAGCAUGACUAGAAAAGCCAGGCCCUACAGAGGCCAAGUGGAAAGCUAGAGGGCCCCUGGGUCUGUGACGGCAUUGCGUAGUGACCUUAUCAUUCCUCUCCUGCCUAUUUGUUUACUGACUGUUACUUCAGAGAAAUAAACCUUGUCUUUGUUUAAUCCAGUAUUUGCUAGGUUUUCUGUUACAGCAUAACCCAAUCCAGA